GUGCAGAGGUAUGCUCGAGGAAAGACGGUGCGAAAAAGACGAGAUGCGUCUCGGGCCCGGAGGAAAACUCAAUCCCUCCCCAGAGUCCACAAACCCAGAGAGAAGGAUGACAGUGAAGCGGCUGAAGACUCAAUCAACAGUGAUCAAGCCUUUCAGCGGAUCCAGCCUGAACACAGAGCUGCGACUCUGAGUCCUGACAACAGGAGGAAAAACACCAGUCCAGGCAGGACGCCUGUGCUGCUGAGAGAGUAUGAUCUUUAUGAGAGAGGACUAAAGCCCGGCAGCCUCAGCUCUCCAGACCAACAGCAAACUCCAGCGAAAGCCUUUCAGCUGUACACGCUCUACAGAGACACUGAUGGACAGAUCAAGCAGGCUCCUGCAAAAGACUGUCACUGUAAGCCCAUCAUUAAAGCACUGGAGAAAAAGCUGAAAGUCACAGAGAUGGAGAUGAGGACAGAAAUACACACUAUUCAAGAGGAGAUCAACUGCAGGCUUGGACGAAUUGAGCGGAAAAAUAAGCAUCAGAUUAAAGUGCUUGAGAAACUGACACAGGAGCGAGUGUCAGCCGAGCGGAUGGAGUGUCACUAUCGCAUCAACCAGAGAGCAACAUUGGAGCGCAUGGAGGGCCAAAGAAAACAGCAGGCUGCGGCCAGCAAUGCAGUGAAGAGCUGGUGCAUGUCUAAGAUUGAGGAUCUGGAGGUACGGAUGCCUGAGACGCAGUACUAUAAGCUCCUGCGAUCUCCGUCCGCAGACUCAGAGCUGGAGGGUCUGCCGCUGCUGUCGCUCGUCUCAGAGGAAAGCUCCAGCUCACUGGCCACAUACGUCAAUGUGUUACCCAGUCCUGGAGCAGCUCACAAGAGCCUGGAGUUCGAGGACACGUUGGGGAAACGAUACUUGGGGAUCAAGCAGAACGGCUCUUCAG
Danio aesculapii is the source of this 922-nucleotide messenger RNA. RefSeq names its product ankyrin repeat domain-containing protein 6-like. Gene Ontology annotation, molecular function: protein binding. The annotation marks the transcript as partial. NCBI's taxonomy places the organism in Eukaryota, Metazoa, Chordata, Actinopteri, Cypriniformes, Danionidae. The transcript has 6 exons. The record is from RefSeq and is a predicted model, not a curated record.